Molecule: messenger RNA, 3456 nt
Organism: Melanotaenia boesemani (Boeseman's rainbowfish)
Lineage: Eukaryota; Metazoa; Chordata; Actinopteri; Atheriniformes; Melanotaeniidae
Gene: abcb7
Product: ATP-binding cassette, sub-family B (MDR/TAP), member 7
Exons: 16
Coding region: 41-2281 (746 amino acids)
Biological process (GO): intracellular iron ion homeostasis; transmembrane transport
Cellular component (GO): mitochondrial inner membrane
Molecular function (GO): ATP hydrolysis activity; ATP binding; ABC-type transporter activity
Source: RefSeq, a predicted model, not a curated record
UAGCCGGCGUGUUGACUAACCGCCUUCCUUCCUAGUCAACAUGGCGCCGAUGUUGGUACCACUAAAAUGCGGCUUACACUUUCAAAGACGAAAAUUAGCACUACUCAUUCGGCAAACAAGCUCAUAUCACUUUUGGAAUAAAAGUCGCAUUGAAGAUGGAAAGAACCAUAUACGCCAAAGUACAUACUUGUUAAGCUCCCCAUCACACCAACGAACAGCCACAUGGAGCACAAACAGAACAGAAAACAGUCGUCAGAUUUUAGAGGCAGCAAAACAUUUGCAGGUGACAGACAAACGGACAUGUUGGCAUGGACAUGCAGGUGGAGGUCUAAGUGCAGAUCCAAAAAAUGUGCUGAAGGAGGUAAAUUCUGCCAAGAUCCUGUCUGCAAUGCUGUCUUACGUGUGGCCAAAGGAUAGACCAGACCUCCGGGCUCGUGUUGCAGUCUCUCUCACCCUGCUUGCUGGAGCCAAGCUCACCAAUGUGAUGGUGCCCUUCAUGUUUAAGUAUGCAGUGGAUGAACUUAACCAGAUGUCAGGGCACAUGCUGAACCUGAAUGACGCGCCAAGCACUGUGGCUACCAUGGCAACGACUGUACUGAUUGGCUAUGGUGUUUCACGGGCUUGUGCAGCCGCCUUCAACGAGCUCAGGAACACAGUGUUUGGCAAAGUGGCCCAGAACUCCAUCCGACGCAUUGCCAGGAAUGUUUUUCUCCACUUACAUAAUCUGGAUCUGGGUUUUCAUCUCAGCAGACAGACAGGGGCGUUGUCCAAGGCCAUUGACCGUGGCACACGGGGUAUCUCCUUUGUUCUGAGUGCUCUCGUCUUCAAUCUUGGACCCACAGUCUUCGAGAUGGGCCUUGUUAGUGCUAUUUUGUAUUACAAGUGUGGUGGGCAGUUUGCAGCAGUGGCCUUGGGUACCUUAUCAGCAUAUACCUUUUUCACGAUUCUUGUCACUCAGUGGAGAACUCGUUUCCGCAUAGAGAUGAACAAAGCGGACAAUGAAGCAGGCAAUGCAGCUAUUGACUCCCUCCUCAACUAUGAGACAGUUAAGUACUUCAACAAUGAGAAGUAUGAAGCUGAAAGGUAUGAUGGAUAUCUGAAGCUCUAUGAGUCAUCCUCUUUAAAAACCACGUCCACGCUCGCCAUGCUCAACUUUGGCCAGAGUGCAAUCUUCAGUGUCGGCCUCACCGCCAUCAUGUGUCUGGCCAGCAAAGGCAUCACAGCAGGUACCAUGACUGUGGGAGACCUGGUGAUGGUGAAUGGCCUGCUCUUCCAGCUCUCCCUUCCUCUCAACUUCCUGGGUACAGUGUACAGAGAGACCAGGCAGGCUCUAAUAGACAUGAACACUCUAUUCACUCUGCUCAAUGUCGACACAAAAAUCAAGGAGAAGGAUCUUGCCCCAGCACUAACCAUCACACCACAGGAUGCCACCAUCCGCUUUGAAGAUGUGUAUUUUGAAUACCUGGAGGGCCAGAAAGUCUUAAAAGGAGUGUCUUUUGAAGUGCCUGCUGGGAAGAAGGUGGCUGUAGUCGGUGGCAGUGGCUCAGGGAAGAGCACCAUUGUGCGGCUGUUGUUCCGCUUCUAUGAGCCCCAGCAGGGAAACAUCUCCAUAUCGGGGCAGAAUAUCCGAGAUGUCAGCUUGGACAGCCUGAGGAAGGCUUUGGGUGUUGUACCUCAGGAUGCCGUUCUGUUUCACAACACCAUCUACUACAACCUAAAAUAUGGAAACAUCAAUGCUACACCAGAGGAGGUGUACCAAGUGGCACGUUUAGCAGGCCUUCAUGAUGCUAUCCUCAGGAUGCCCCAUGGCUAUGACACUCAGGUUGGAGAGCGGGGCCUCAAGCUGUCAGGAGGAGAGAAGCAACGUGUUGCCAUUGCCCGUGCUAUACUUAAGAAUCCACCCAUCCUCCUGUAUGAUGAAGCAACAUCGUCCCUCGACUCUAUCACUGAAGAGAACAUCCUGAAUUCAAUGAAGGAGAUGGUGAAAGACAGGACUUCAUUGUUCAUUGCCCACAGGCUUUCCACAAUCGUAGAUGCAGAUGAGAUUUUAGUGCUUCAUGAGGGCAAAGUGGCAGAGAGAGGCAACCACUACACCCUCCUCCAAACCCCAGGCAGCUUAUAUGCAGAACUGUGGAACGCUCAGAACAGCAAAAUCCUGAACAACAGCAAGAACUCGACUGAGCCGCCGGCUGAGCGGCUGUCCCAAAAGGAGGAGGAGAGGAAAAAAUUGCAGGAGGAGAUCCUAAACAGCGUGAAGGGCUGUGGGAACUGCUCCUGUUGAGAAAAGCUGCCUUCGCCAUGUUUCUUCAUCCCUCACAGAUGGCCAACGCUGGAAGCCCUGGUCCGUGCGGCACCGGAGAGGGGAGGGAGGGGUUGUUACAACCCCAGUACCCACUCCAGCCGAACCCCCGAUUAGUGUGACUGUCUCUCUUCCUCAUGUGAAUAAAGGCCAGUGCUCGCCAAAAUGAAGGAGGAGGAGCAGAACAGGGAGCAAGUGUAUUUAGCACUGGCUGGUGGCCAGAGAUAGAGCUUAUAUGCCAGUUGUCUCAGCUGAAGCAAAGCAUAAGAGACCUUGUAUAUCACAUAUGUGUGUUUAAGACAUCUGUUAGUCAACAUGGUUGUCCCCUCUUCCUUAUUUUUGGCAUCGGGUUUAUUGACAUCUGCCAUUGCACUCUAAACAUGUAAUGACUUACAUAUGCCUUGAUGUUGACACAAAAUUUACUAUAACUUAAUUUUUUUUAAAUUAUUCCAAAAAUAAACUGAUCUAUAGUUUGCGUUUUUAAUUAAAGAUGUGUACAUAUCGUUUAUUCUGCAGUUAGGGGAUCAGAGUUAAAAUUGGGGAUUACGAAACUGUUUGACAGGAUGAUCACAAUGGGUUUAGCAAGUAGAUGCUCCUGUGAAGUUUAGUUAUAAUACACACUGGUCGUGUCCAUGGUCUGUGUUUUUAUCCUACUAACCUUGGAUAGAUACUCAAAUCAGAGACGAAUCGCAAUGUUUGGAUCUGUGUUUACUGGACAUACACCGCAAUGUCACAAUUUUGCAUUAUAAAAAUAAACACAAUAUAUAGGAACCCUUAUAAAUCAUGAAUGGUUCUCACCACAGUAGGAACCUCAUCUUAAAGCAUUUGCUUUUUUUCUUUUGAAACACAUCAAGCCUUGGUUUGCUUUCUUGGUCUUUUUAAAACUAAUCUGAAAAGUUUUAACAGCAGUUAGACAGCUUUUUAGAUUGUAUGACCAAAAUAUGGAGUUUGCAUGUAAAUGUGUAAACACAUGUAUGUCCUAAUUUUCUGAGGGCUAUUUUGACUGUGAUAUGCACAUUUUCUUAGGAAUUUUGCCAUGUUAUUGUAUCUAAAAUGGAAAAGUAAAUAUCGGCUGUAAAAACACUAAAGCCAUGUAAUUCUGGACUAUGUUGACGUGUGAGUUCACUUCUGACAGUUUAAUAAAUGUGGGUUUUUGA